AACUGUGAGACCUGCAACAAGCCGCUGUGGAGCGUCUUCAAACCGCCACCGGCCAUCGAGUGCCGCCGCUGUCACAUCAAGUUCCAUAAAGACCAUUUGGACAAAAAAGAAGAAGUUUUUGUUCCCUGCAAAGUGAACUAUGACAUGUCCACGGCCAGAGACCUGCUGGUGCUAACCAGCUCCAAAGAGGAGCAGCAGCACUGGAUCAGCCACCUCCUCAAACGGAUCCCGAAGAAACACCCGUUAAGGAGUCCUCCGGCGCAGAUCAACCCCGUGGACACGCAGCUCCACUCUCCUCCACGACCCUCCCCACACUUUUCACCGAGAAACUCUCCUCAGUUAUCGAGCCAUCGGAGGGCCAUCCGGGUCCAGUCCAACAGGCAACAGCAAGCUUCCGGGAAGAGCAGGUCAGGAAUCUCUGGGGGUUUUUCUUCUUCUUCCUGUUAACCCUUUAACACUGGAGGUGUCACCAGUGACACUUAAACACAAAAUAUUUAACAAACUCUCAGCCAGCACAAC
Oryzias melastigma (Indian medaka) is the source of this 519-nucleotide messenger RNA. Its product is annotated as rho-associated protein kinase 1-like. NCBI's taxonomy places the organism in Eukaryota, Metazoa, Chordata, Actinopteri, Beloniformes, Adrianichthyidae. The annotation marks the transcript as partial. The record is from RefSeq and is a predicted model, not a curated record. The transcript is spliced from 2 exons.